CUGACCCACAAGACGUUGCGUGAUCAUUUCAUAGAGAGUGGCCCAAGAUCAAACAUGGCUGGGCGAAUUCUUCCAUUUUGGGUAGCAGUUUGGCUCGUUAUUUCAAGUAUUGUGGUCACGAUCGAUGCUUUGUUUGUACUUUUACGACCCCAUACACUACCAGAUGGAAAAUGGAACUUCCUUUUUGAACCAUACAACAUUUUCAUCGAAGUUGAUCCUAGGUACAAAGAUCUGAAAGACACAUUUGUCAUUGGGCAAAGCUUCAUGAAUUUGUUGGAGAUGUGUCUCAACAUCGUCAUUUUGACAAUGCAAAACAGCAGCAAAGAUGGAUUGGCAGUGUUGCUUGCCUUCAUGGUGAGCACAAUGACAUUAUCCAAGACAGUGUUUUAUUUCCUUGUCUCCAGCAAGUUGUGUAGUGGCCAUCACUUUCUGAGCCACAAUGAUUGGAAGACAUUAGUUUUUUUAUUUAUUGUUCCAAAUGGAAUCUGGAUAGUUCUUCCCUUACUCUGUAUGGUGGCCACAGGACAAAUAAUGAUUGAUCACAUGAGAAAUGGACAACCAUCAGAAGAAAAACAUCUGAAAUCUCAGUAAAUUUCUGCUGAACCAUAGCCCCAUACAUAUUAUUUUUCAUCUUGAAAAAUAAUAGCUGAGAUUGAAUAGUAGUUUAGCCUGCAAUGCAAGUGGUUGAUUGUCAAUCAGAGGUAGAUUGCACCAUGCCACAGGCUACAAAUAGUCAUGAUUGUAAAAAAAAUUUCGAAAUGACAUUUUCACAAAAUAAACUAUUUCCCUUCACAAAAAUGACUUCAAUCGUUUCUACUCUUCAUUCUUUACAAGCCUAUGAUAUCUUUUUUUCCUUCUCAGCUACCCAUGUUUUGAAUGGCAAGGGGACUUAUGGAAAUUCCUCAAACCAAGAGAAAUUAAUCUUGCCAAAACUGUCCCUCACGAUUGAAAGAGCGAUUACCAAAGAUAUGCCUCUUGCAGAAUGUGAAACUUGUUGUGCUUUGAGGAGAUUCAAGGGCAGAUUAUGUAAAUGGAGGGAAUUUAAAAAUCACAAGCCUCCUCUUGCUUUGAAAACGCAAAAAAUGCCAUCUGUUUUACAGGUUCUACCCUUGUACGAAAUGUAUCGCAGGCAGUAAAUAAAAUUCAUAGUUGGAUGUUGGAAAU
Pocillopora damicornis (cauliflower coral) is the source of this 1164-nucleotide messenger RNA. RefSeq lists its product as uncharacterized. NCBI's taxonomy places the organism in Eukaryota, Metazoa, Cnidaria, Anthozoa, Scleractinia, Pocilloporidae. The record is from RefSeq and is a predicted model, not a curated record.